ACCAAUUCAAGCGAAUAAAACAGACGUUAGUACAAUUGAUACGGAUAUGGAAUAUGAUGAUGUUAAAUUUUCCAUUGAAGCUCUUAUGUCACAUAAUCAAUAUCGUAUUCAGCAUGGUGCCGCACCAUUAGCGUCGAAUGAAUAUUUAUCUAAAGCAGCAACUGACUGGGCAAAAGAGCUAGCAAAAAUGAAUCAGUUGAAACAUAGUCCUGAUCAAUGGCGACGAUAUCAAGGUUCAGUAUUAGGCGAAAAUUUAGCCUAUUUUAUUGGACCGUUACUCAAAGGUGAACGAAUGACAGAUAUGUGGUAUCGCGAAGAAAAAAAUCAUGAUUUCGGGGGCGACCUACAAGAAAAUAGUUUACAUUUUUCACAAUUAGUUUGGAAAUCAACGAAGGAAGUUGGUUUUGGUAGAUGCCAGACAAAAGAUAAAAAACAAUGGUAA
This is a messenger RNA of Didymodactylos carnosus, 442 nucleotides long. Lineage: Eukaryota; Metazoa; Rotifera; Eurotatoria; Philodinida; Philodinidae. The record is from the annotation of a GenBank genome assembly.